UUAUGACAUCAACAUCCAAAGGAAUUCUCCGCCCAUUUUUAAUCGUCUGCUUUAUCUUGGGCUGCUUCAUGGCAUGUCUGCUCAUUUACAUCAAGCCUACCAAUGGCUGGAUCUUCAGCCCAAUGGAGUCAGCCAGCUCCAUGCUGAAAAUGAAAAAUUUCUUCUCCACCAAAACCGAUUAUUUGAAUGAAACUACUAUCCUGAUUUGGGUGUGGCCAUUUGGACAGACCUUUGAUCUUACAUCCUGCCAAGCAAUGUUCAACAUCCAAGGAUGCCAUCUCACAACUGACCGUUCCCUGUACAACAAAUCUCAUGCUGUCCUGAUCCAUCAUCGAGACAUUAGUUGGGAUCUGACUAAUUUGCCUCAGCAGGCUAGACCACCCUUCCAGAAAUGGAUUUGGAUGAAUUUGGAAUCACCAACUCAUACUCCCCAAAAGAGUGGUAUUGAGCAUCUGUUCAACCUUACUCUGACUUACCGCCGUGACUCAGAUAUCCAAGUGCCUUAUGGCUUCUUGACGGUGAGCACAAACCCCUUCAUGUUUGAAGUGCCAAGCAAAGAGAAGUUGGUGUGCUGGGUUGUAAGUAACUGGAACCCUGAGCAUGCCAGGGUCAAGUAUUACAAUGAGCUGAGCAAAAGCAUUGAAAUCCAUACCUAUGGGCAAGCAUUUGGAGAAUAUGUGAAUGAUAAAAAUUUGAUUCCUACCAUAUCUACAUGCAAAUUUUAUCUUUCCUUUGAAAACUCAAUCCACAAAGAUUACAUCACUGAAAAGCUCUAUAAUGCUUUUCUGGCUGGCUCUGUACCUGUUGUGCUGGGGCCAUCUAGGGAAAACUAUGAGAAUUAUAUUCCAGCAGAUUCAUUUAUUCAUGUGGAAGAUUAUAACUCUCCCAGUGAGUUAGCAAAGUAUCUGAAGGAAGUUGAUAAAAACAAUAAGUUAUACCUUAGUUACUUUAACUGGAGGAAGGAUUUCACCGUGAAUCUUCCACGAUUUUGGGAAUCACAUGCAUGCUUGGCUUGUGACCAUGUGAAAAGGCAUCAAGAAUAUAAGUCUGUUGGUAAUUUAGAGAAGUGGUUUUGGAAUUAAAGUUUUCCAUCGUUUUCACACUGGGUUAAAUAUUUUAUGGGAUAUGAUCCAAGUAUUGAGGAUAAGAAGAGACAACAUUCUGCUUUUGUGUCACAUUUUAUCUUGGGUAACAUGUAUAUUUUGAUGGAGGUUUUUAAGAGCACAGCAUUAGCAAUCAUUUCAUUUGCUUUUAAAUU
Messenger RNA from Choloepus didactylus (southern two-toed sloth), 1258 nucleotides. RefSeq names its product fucosyltransferase 9 (gene FUT9). Bases 3 to 1082 code for a protein of 359 amino acids. The transcript has a single exon. Gene Ontology annotation, molecular function: alpha-(1->3)-fucosyltransferase activity. The record is from RefSeq and is a predicted model, not a curated record. Gene Ontology annotation, cellular component: membrane. NCBI's taxonomy places the organism in Eukaryota, Metazoa, Chordata, Mammalia, Pilosa, Megalonychidae.